Messenger RNA from Caenorhabditis elegans, 408 nucleotides. The record is from the annotation of a RefSeq genome assembly. NCBI's taxonomy places the organism in Eukaryota, Metazoa, Nematoda, Chromadorea, Rhabditida, Rhabditidae.
UGUAAUUUUAAAUUUAACUUAUUCAAUAUUCGCCGACUGGAUUCUUACUUCAAUCCAGGAUUUACACUUGAGGACUUCAAAUUGAUGAAGUGUGAAGAACUGACAAUAUGGAACCAUAGCUUUACUCCAGAAUACUUGAAUCAUUUUAUCCGUAAUUGAUUAAACGGAAACAUGAAAGAAUUGAGAAGAUUCCACUUGGACCAUGAUUUCAAAAUAAGAGAUUGGGUAGUGGUGUUGAAUGAAAUAGUAGUUAGUCGAUGGGACGAAGUACGCCGAGAAAAAGUAUACAGAAUCGGUUUUCAAGAAUUUGAUUGUUCCGAUGGUUGGGAUAUCGAAAGGGAAGAUGGAACUAUUGCUACUGUAGUUUUUGUGAAAUCAUCAUUUGAUUUUUUUGUUUGGUCUAAAUGA